Molecule: messenger RNA, 3958 nt
Organism: Zonotrichia albicollis (white-throated sparrow)
Lineage: Eukaryota; Metazoa; Chordata; Aves; Passeriformes; Passerellidae
Source: RefSeq, a predicted model, not a curated record
AUGAAACAAGAGCCGCACCCUCAGAAAAACAGGAAGAAAAUGUUUGGCUUGAAACGGUGCUGGGCGUCCAAUGUCCCGGUGUGCCGGUAUGGCGGUGUCCCGGUGUCCCAAUGUCCCGGUGUCCCGGUGCAGUACCGGCAGCCGGCGGCCGAGGGCUCCCGAGCCGCGCUCAGGCCCCCGAGCUCCCGGCCCGGGCGGGGGAAGCGGCUCACGCCCGGAGCGGCCGGGGGGGUCCGGCCCCUGCUCUCACCGCUCCGUGUCCUCUGUUGCAGGCACAACAGCUGGGAGCCCGAGGAGAACAUCCUGGACCCCCGGCUGCUGCUGGCUUUCCAAAAGAAGGAGCACGAGAAGGAGGUGCAGAAUCGCAAGAGGGGCAAGCGGCCCCGGGGCAGGCCCAGGAAGAACGUGGAAGCAGAGAUGCCUACGAAAACCAAGUCAAGCAGCUCCUCUUCCUCCACGUCCUCCUCUUCCUCCUCUUCCGAGGAAGAGGAUGAGAGUGAUCUGGAAGCAAAGAGAGGUCCCCGCAGCAGAGAGACGCACCCGGUGCCACAGAAGAAAGCUCAGAUCCUGGUGGCCAAGCCCGACAUGAAAGACGCUUCCAGGAAGAAGCGCGGCAGGAAACCUCUUCCCCCAGAGCAGAAAGCAGCCCGAAGGACUGUGAACCUGACAAAGGUGCUGAAAACGUCCCGGAAGGAGGCGGGGGGCAGUGCCAAGCUGGUGGGGAAGCUGCAGCCCCAGCACAGCACGCAGGGCUCAGGCCUGGCCAUGCUGAAGGACCCGCCGGGCGCCCUGGCUGGGCUCAGCUCCGGGGGCUCCUCAGGGGAGAACCUGCCCAGCAUGAUGAAGAGCGGCUCGGCGAGCCCCAGCCAGGCCAUCAGCUGGCAGAGCUCCAUCGUGCACUACAUGAACAGGAUGUCCCAGAGCCAGGGUGCGGCCGAGAGCUCAGCCCUGGGCAGGCUGGCGCUCAAGGCACAGGCAGCCAGCAAGGGGAGCUUAGGGCUGGACUUGAAAAUGAGGAGCCAGAAGGGCUCUGGGGAGCUGGGGCUGAACGCACAGGGACCCAAAACUGCAAAGGCUUCCGGCAGCAGCGCCGGAGGGGACCAGAAAUCGGGGUUUGCUGCUGGAGGGCAGGUGCUGCCCAACGGCAGCAAGGCACCAUCGAGCUCGUCUGGGGCCAGCAGCCAGGCAGCCUCCAGCCAGGAGCUGAACCUGCAGGCUCUGAACCUGCAGAGCGUCAGGAACGGGCCCAGCACGGCCAGCGGGAGCAGCGUGCCCCGGCACCUCUGCGGCUCCCUGGCCAAGGGCGCUGCUGGCACCACCCCUGCGGGUGCCAAGGGCGUGGGCACUGCCAAGGGCGGCGCGGCAGGGCCCGGGCUGAACGCUGCCAGUGCCGCUGCGCUGCCAGGGGCGGACGGAGGCAAGAGCAAGAAGCAGACACAGCGGGCAGGUGACAGGGACUCGGCCAAAGGGGGCUCGGCGGGCGCUCCUGAGGCACACGCGGCCCCCGAGAGCCGCAAAGGCCCCGCGCUGUCCGAGGCCAGCAGCGGCGAGGACACCAGCUCCGACUCGGACCGCGAUUCGGCCUCCCUCCCGGGCGUGGCUCAGAACAUGUCUGUGUCCAUCCAGACCAGCCAGGACUGGAAACCCACGCGCAGCCUGAUCGAGCACGUCUUCGUCACCGAUGUCACCGCCAACCUGAUCACAGUGACGGUCAAGGAGUCCCCCACCAGCGUCGGGUUUUUCAACCUGCGGCAGUACUGAGCCCCGGAGCCUGAGAGGAGGGAGAGUGCCCUUCAGCCUCGCCCUCACCUUUGCCCAGCUCUUCCAUCAGGUGUUUUUAUUCCAAGUGAACACGGAGCCCUCGUGAGACCUGCUGGACCUCGUGCCUGGAAAGGCUGGACCAGUAACGCAGUGAAACCCACUCCAAACUGCCAGCAGCUCCUGGAUUUCCUCCCUGGCUUCUCUCCAUCCUCUUCUGGAGCUGUGCCCCAUGUGGGGUGGUCGAUGCCAUGCCCUGGGAGCAGGGCACGGGUGCUGCUGGGGUGCCAGGCCGGCCAGUUUCGAGCCAGGCUUCACUGCCUGCAGGUCUCUGCUUUGAGGCAGCAGAUCCAAAGGCUGCAGCUCACUGACCACAGGGUGUGGAGCUGCCAUGGAACACUCCUACACCUGGGAGAGUCUCUCCUGGGCCUCCCGUGGGUCUGUCUGUGAGCCAUGGGGAACUGCAAGUCAAUCCAAAUGAGGCAGCUGCUGCUCCCAGCCCUCGGGGCUGUGGGGGCAGCUGCAUUCGGGGGUUUUUCAGGGUACACUCAGCCCAGCCACCCCCCUGGGCGAGGUCAUUUCCAAUGAUGGGAAACCCACAGCAGUUCUGUUGGGGUUUCCAGCUGAUAGGGAAAUAUUGUUUACAUUUUUUCUUAAGGAUUUUUUUUUUUUCAUGAGGGAGGGAAAUAACCCCAGUCUAAGAUAGGUGAAGUCCUGGAUGCCACUAACAGAACAGGUGGCAGAGGUGCUUUUUUUGGAGGGUGUUUCCUUUCUGAUGGAGGAAAGUCCUGCCUUGAGAGCCAGCAGGAUCCACCAGCUUCUCUGCAGUGACUUGGCUUCCAGAAGAACGUGAAUUUCUGGGCAGCCCAGGGAGCCCCCACACCCCUCCUGUGCCUCAUCCUGGCAGUGCCAGCAUCUCCACCUCCUGCUCAGCAGGUUCCAGGCGCUCACAGGGAUGGAGCUGGGGAAUAGUCUUUAAGCCUUGCAGAACGUGUGAACCCUUCCAGCAGCAGGUGGGUUGGUGCUGGGGCUGCCAGGACACCCAGGACUGCUGCUCCCUGGGUUAGACUCACCCUGAUCGUCCGUGGUUUUCCCCAGAAUGCUCAGAAGCUGCUCAAGGCCACCUGCAUAGGUGGUGUGGAAUGGUGGGAAGGGAGAGGAGAGGGAGAAGGGCUGAGGCCCGUGGGUACCUCAGGCUGCUGUUCACCUGAGCACCAUUCACCUUCCCCUGGCCAUCCCACAGCUGGGGUGCUCCUUUGGGCUUGUAUUGGCACCCAGUGAUGGCUUUCCCGCUGCAGUGUUUUCCCUGCUGCAGAUUUCUCCUAGAAGCCAAAAUUAGCAGCAGUUCAGGCAGAGUUUAGUAGCAUUCGAGGUCAUUUUCGUUCUGUUGAUGCCGAGUCCUUUUCUCAGAGGCGAUGAACAGCUGGAGCUGCCCCUUCCCUGCACGGUUCUGAUGUCCCUCCCCUGAGCAGCAGGUCACUGCUUAGGGGGUCCCCAGGUGGCAGAGGUGGCACCAGGGCAGGAUUUCCCUUUGCCCCAGGCAGGGACACUCCCAGGAGUGUGGGUGCAUGCACCAAACUGGGGGUGCAGGUGCUGGUGACCCCCUGAGGCAGCAGCCCCCCAUGGUCAUGGGGUCAUUCUCAGGUGAUGCCAAAAUGUCACAAUCUGUGCAGUUUACCUUGUGCUGUAACCUUGCCAAACGAGCCCCAGGGCAGCACUGGCGUGUACCAGCAGCCAGCAGUGCCCCGGGCAGGGUGUGUGCUGUGCCAGGGGUGCCAGUGCUUUGGGAGAAGAACCAAGGGCUCUGGGAGCAUGGGGUGACACUCUCAGCCACACACCAAACGUUUGCUGCCUGGUGUUUGUGAAUCCAAACUGAUAACAAUGUGCCUUUGGACCGUCCUUAUCUCAGCCUUGGCUGUGGCACCGGUCCCACCACAGGUUUGUGCCUAUGCAAAGCAGGGUGGUCACAGGGUCUUGGGGACACGGUGACACUGUGGGGACAGUGUCCUGGUCCCCUGGGGGACACCAGCUGUGCAGAGCCCUGCUGAGCAAUGCCCUGAGGGGAAGCUGGCCGGGCAGGGAUGCUCCUGCCUGCAGCAAGAGGAUGUGUGGGUUGGUUUCUCCAAGGGGAGAAAAUGAUCUGGAGAUGCUCCAAGGAGGGGCCAGGCCCCAAGGGCAGGGCAGGAGCUGGGCUGUGACA